CUUAAAGCCGAUGCUUUUUCACGCAUACACGGAGAAGAGGGGGGACGACGAUCGCGCGAAGCCGUACGGGCAGCUCGUUGCGUGUGUAUGUGCGUGCCGUAUGCACAAUGUAUACAUGGCGAUAUUACGGGGCUUGGAUGUAUCGUAUGCAUUCACGAUUUUUCUACUACUAAAAGUACACUUUUAAUUCACCGUGCAGAGAUGCGACAAUGUGUAAAUUUUCGUCGUCGCUACACCACGACAUUUUUUAUCCGGAACUGGUGCGAAAAACGCAAUUAGAUAUGACUUUAUCGGUAAACGUGACUCACGAUCGCGUCGUAUAAAUACGUACAUACACCACAAGCUUAUCGAUGUACGCAAGCUUUCGUUUUGCUCGGGCAAAUAAUGCGCACUCGACGUUUUUAUAGUCUAUAUAGCCGACUUGGCUAAUUCAAAAUUGUUGAACAUCUAUUUUUUUAAGAUGAGAGGAAUCAUUAUAUUACUGUAUAUUACGUUCAAAUACUUUGGCGGAGUCGACUGUACACCCGAGCCUGCUCGACCUCGCAUUGUCGAAGGCCACCACACGUCGAUCGCCUCUCACCCUCAUCAGGUCUCCAUCGAGUACGCCAACCGUCACAACUGCGGUGGCUCGAUCCUCGACCGUCACUACGUCAUCACCGCGGCUCACUGCGUCCACGGCUUCGAUCUCUCGCAGAUCACCAUCCGCGCGGGCAGCUCGUACCGCGAGAAGAACGGCCACGUGCACACGGUCCAGGAGGCCCACGUCUACGAAUGCUACAACCCGUGCUCUCUGGCCCACGACAUCGCCAUAGUGCGGGUGAAGCCGCCGAUACACCUGGGUCCGCGUCAGCGAGCCAUUCGGCUGUUCUCGAAGGACGAGCCGCUGGAGGUCGGCGAGUGGGGCACCGUCACGGGCUGGGGCCUCGAGCACGAGAAUCACGUGGCCUACCCGGUGAAUCUCAAGCAGGCCCAGGUGCCGAUCGUCGACUGGGACGACUGCCAGAAGGCCUAUCGAGACACGGAUGGAAUACACGAGGGUCAGGUGUGCGCCGGACAUCUGGGCGUGGGUGGCAACAACACGUGCCAGGGUGACUCCGGAGGGCCAUUGGUUGUGGCGGGUAAGCUCGCCGGUAUUGUGGCCUGGGCUCACGGCUGCGCCGAUCCCAAGUUUCCGACGGUAUUCACGGAGAUCGCAUAUUAUCGCGACUGGAUCGAUGCGACGAUCGGCAAGAAUCUGCACUACCGCAAGGAGGACUGCCGAUUGGCUUUCAUCAGGGAGCAGCAGCUGAGCACCGAGCAGGUCUGCAACAGUUAUCUGAAUUACAUCAGUCCGGAUUUCAUGAAGGACAAGAACCAGCCAUACGAGUUAGAAAACAGUUUUAUACAAUACAAAUAAUAAUCGAUCGUUAUUACAUGAAAUUUCAAUAAGAACGUCGUUAAUACAACAAUAGCACAAUUCGACUACAUCGUAACAUUAUUCUCAAUAACA
This is a messenger RNA of Trichogramma pretiosum, 1489 nucleotides long. Its product is annotated as trypsin-7-like. The record is from RefSeq and is a predicted model, not a curated record. Lineage: Eukaryota; Metazoa; Arthropoda; Insecta; Hymenoptera; Trichogrammatidae. Gene Ontology annotation, molecular function: serine-type endopeptidase activity. Bases 461 to 1396 code for a protein of 311 amino acids. The transcript is spliced from 2 exons. Gene Ontology annotation, biological process: proteolysis.